AUGACACAGGAGCAGCUCGAAAUAUAUGUCUGGCACCUCCGCACGCUUGAGAUCACCAGCUUGCUCCGACUUCCGGAUUCGACUCUCGCGAGACGAGGCGAGGCGAGGCAAUCCCGCCGUAUCGCGUCUCCCGACCCAGAGUACGACGCAACCGGCCGCCGCACCAACACCCGUGUUCAACACCGCCGCCAUGCCCUCAUGGCUGAGAGGCACACCUGCAUCGAGGGCAUAAUCGCGGCGGUGUCUGGUUACCACACACCCAGCGACUACCGCCGCCUGACGCGUUUCGUUGAUCGCCUGUUCAUCCCCAAUACCGAGCAUCCCGGCGUCAACUUUCGCUGCGCAGCGACUAUUUCCCUCCGCGGCCGGGGCUCUGUUAAGAAAGGAAGGGGCAACGUCCGACGAAGGGGGUCGGCACACUCCGAGGACGACAGCGGCCAGCCUCUUCAUGCUCUAAUUUCUGCUGACUCGAGAUACAAGGUUCAAGAGGCGAUACGGCUUUUGCAGCAGGUCGUCGGCAAUGCUAUCUCCUCGCCCGAGGAGCAAAACGAUCACAAGAACAAGCAGCUUCGGGAUUUGGCCAUUAUAAACGGCACGUUUCGCGACGAUGAAGCUCGUCAACGUACUAAUUCGUCUACCAGAGACGGGACAACACUUUAUGACACUUUAUGA
This is a messenger RNA of Clonostachys rhizophaga, 672 nucleotides long. NCBI's taxonomy places the organism in Eukaryota, Fungi, Ascomycota, Sordariomycetes, Hypocreales, Bionectriaceae. The record is from the annotation of a GenBank genome assembly.